GUUGCACUAGAAUGAACAAAAUCCAAGCUUUAUAUCUAAGUGGACCCAUUCGAUAACUCAACACACACGUUUAUAAUUUAAAAUUUAAUUUUCAUUCCAAAACAUAAACAUCACUAUUAUUAUUUAAUCUGUGUUUGUGUGUGUCAACCAACGGUCCGUGUUACAAUGGCGAUAGCAGCUUUGUUCGUCUCGGCGACGAAGCUCGCCGGAAUUCUCGUCACCGUCAGUGUCGCCGCCAACGUUUUCUCAUUUGACCGUUACCGGAAAAAGAAUCUCAACAAAAUCAUUUCUCCGAUCGAUGAAACCGCCGAUAUUCUCGCCGUCUUUAAUGUCAAUCCAGCUGAAGGAGAAGAUGAAUUUUUUUUUGGACUGGCAACGGCACCAGCACAUGUUGAAGAUGAACUAGAUGAUGCUUGGCUCCAGUUUGCAGAAAAAGACCCUAGCAACAAAGAGCCCAUCGUGCAACCGGCAGAUGCUAUAAUGGGUUCUGCUGCUGGUGAUGGUGGAUCCCAGCAAGCUCCAUUACCCGCAACAGAUGUUAAGAAUACUUUAAAGAGAAGGAAGCCCCGUAAGAUAUCUAUGGAAGCUAAAAUCAGAGGAUUUGGUAAAUACAUGAAAGAGGAAGGACCACCCCCAGUCUCUGAAGAAUCUCAUCAUAACGUAGCUGCCUGGCACAAUGUUCCACAUCCGGAGGAGAGGUUGAGGUUUUGGUCUGAUCCGGACACAGAGUUGAAACUGGCUAAAGAGACCGGAAUCCGUGUCUUUCGAAUGGGGAUUGAUUGGACAAGGAUCAUGCCAACGGAGCCAGUUAAUGGGCUCAAGGAAACCGUAAACUAUGCAGCUUUGGAAAGAUAUAAGUGGAUCAUCAAUAGAGUUCGUUCUUAUGGUAUGAAAGUGAUGCUGACUCUGUUCCAUCAUUCUUUGCCACCAUGGGCUGGUGAGUAUGGAGGAUGGAGAUCGGAGAAAACUGUCGAUUAUUUCAUGGACUUCACCAAACUUGUUGUUGACUCUGUAUCAGAUAUGGUAGACUAUUGGAUAACAUUUAAUGAGCCUCAUGUCUUCUGUAUGCUCACUUAUUGUGCUGGUUCUUGGCCCGGUGGCAACCCUGACAUGCUGGAGGUUGCUACUUCUGCUUUACCUACUGGAAUAUUCAACCAAACCAUAUUAAGCAUCACUACCGCUCACUUGAAGGCCUAUGACUACAUUCAUCAACAAAGCAAUGGGUCAUCGACAUCAAAAGUUGGAGUGGCACAUCAUGUGUCAUUCAUGCGUCCAUAUGGGGUCUUUGAUGUAGCUUCUGUAUCAGUUGCUAAUUCCUUAACUCUCUUUCCAUUUAUGGAUAGUGUCUCCAACAAGAUGGAUUAUAUAGGGUUAAAUUACUACGGACAGGAAGUGAUUGCUGGGGCUGGACUGAAGCUGGUAGAGACUGAUGAAUAUAGUGAAUCUGGACGUGGGGUAUAUCCUGAUGGUUUAUUCCGUAUGCUGAUGCACUUCCAUGAAAGAUACAAGCACUUAAAUCUACCAUUCAUCAUUACUGAAAAUGGUGUUGCCGAUGAGACAGAUUUGAUCAGACGACCAUACAUGUUGGAACAUUUACUUGCACUUUAUGCAGCCAUGUUGAAGGGUGUCCGUGUGCUUGGGUAUCUGUUUUGGACUAUUUCAGAUAACUGGGAGUGGGCUGAUGGUUAUGGUCCUAAAUUUGGACUUGUUGCAGUUGAUCGUCUCAAUGAUCUUGCACGAAUUCCACGCCCAUCGUAUCAUUUGUUUACAAAAGUAGCAACUUCGGGUAUAGUCACUCGUGAAGAGAGGAAGCAAGCAUGGAAUGAACUUCAAAGAGCUGCUAGAGAGAAAAAAACGAGACCCUUUUACCGCAUAGUUAACAAAAAGGGUUUAAUGUAUGCAGGAGGCCUUGAUGAACCCUCAAUGAGAGCUUAUGUUGAACGAGAUUGGAAGUUUGGACAUUAUGAAAUGGAAGGUCCACAGGAUAGUCUGAGCCGCUUUGUCAGAUGGAGUCUCCGACCUUUCUCCAUCAGAAGAAAAUCGAAAGCAUACCAGGAUGAUGAUGAACUGAUUCCUCAACCCCUUUAAAGUUUCUCGAGAGACAGUGGGGAGAACUCAAGGUUAGAACAUAAAUGUGAAUUUGCGGCAAGUUGUGCAUCUGUUUUUGGAUUGCAUGAUGAAAAGAUCCCACCCCCAUGUAUUUGGUCAGAAGUGACAUUGUUGCAGCAGCCUUAAAAUCACAAGCAAGCGGGUUUCAUUUGGCGAUCUUAUAUUCUUUAAUGUUUAUCGCUGACUUGUGUAACUGUAAAAUACUGUUAGAAAACAGAGAUGUUCUUCAUCUUAUAUAUGUCUGUCUUAUGUAAUAUUGCACUGUUAAUAUGGUCUAAUGCCAAUAGUCCAACUUCUGGACCAUCUAUUUGCGAA
Daucus carota subsp. sativus is the source of this 2424-nucleotide messenger RNA. Its product is annotated as beta-glucosidase-like SFR2, chloroplastic. The transcript is spliced from 11 exons. Lineage: Eukaryota; Viridiplantae; Streptophyta; Magnoliopsida; Apiales; Apiaceae. Bases 166 to 2088 code for a protein of 640 amino acids. Gene Ontology annotation, molecular function: beta-glucosidase activity. Gene Ontology annotation, biological process: carbohydrate metabolic process. The record is from RefSeq and is a predicted model, not a curated record.